GCUGGAGCCUCGCUCUCUUCAGACGGAUCCAUCGCCCCGGGCGGCCUUCGAAGGGCUCCACCGUGAGGCUCGGCUAAUCAAUCGCUGAAGCUGAGGCGCUCGCAGCAGGCGGGAUCACGCGCUCUGCGCUCGGCACAUUUUUGGCGCCGGCGCCGCCGCCGUUGCAGCCGCAGAGCAGAAAUUGCCGCCUCUUUCUCGAGACUCAGCGGGAAGCGUUCCCUGGGGAGGGUUGAGGGGUGGCUAUGGCGGAGCCCGCGGAGAAGCUAUACCGGGCCGAGUACGCCAAGAGCGGGCGGGCUUCCUGCAAGAAAUGCAAGGAAACUAUCGCCAAGGAUUCGCUCCGCCUGGCCAUCAUGGUGCAGUCCCCUAUGUUUGAUGGCAAAGUACCUCAUUGGCACCACUAUUCUUGCUUCUGGAAACGAACUCAGCUGCUAUCCCAUGCUGAUCUGGAUGGCUUCGCAGAACUCCGUUGGGAUGAUCAGGAAAAAAUUAAAAAACACAUAGAAAGUGGAGGAGCUGCAGCAGGCAAAGGUGGUGGCCAAGAGGGAGGUGGCGGAAGUGAAAAAAGUUUAAAUGAUUUUGCAGCAGAAUAUGCAAAAUCCAAUAGAAGUACUUGCAAAGGUUGUGAACAAAAGAUAGAAAAGGGUCAGAUUAGAAUCUCAAAGAAAAUGGUGCUCGCUGAAAAGCCACAGCUGGGGAUGAUAGACAAUUGGUACCAUCUUGCCUGUUUCAGUAGUCGCAGAACAGAUCUGGGUUUUCUUCCUACCUUUAAUGCCUCUCAGAUCCAGGGCUUUGCGCAGCUAAAGGCAGAAGACAAAGAAACUCUAAAGAAGCAGCUGCCCUCUGUCAAGACUGAAGGAAAGAGAAAAGGAGAUGAGGUGGAUGCAAAUGUAAUCUCAAAAAAGAAACCCAAGAAAGAGAAAGAGAAAUUAUCAAAACAAGAAAAGCUGCUAAAGGAUCAGACAGAACUGAUCUGGAAUAUCAAAGAUGAAUUGAAGAAUGCCUGUUCUACCAAUGACUUGAAGGAGCUCCUGAUAGCCAACAAGCAAGAAGUUCCUUCUGGGGAAGCUGCUAUUUUGGACCGUGUUGCAGAUGGGAUGGCUUAUGGAGCUCUGCUUCCCUGUGAAGAGUGCAAAGGACAGUUUGUGUUCAAGAGCAAUGCCUAUUACUGCACAGGGUAUAUUACAGGUUGGACCAAAUGUGUUGCCAAGACACAGAUGCCCAACAAGAAAGAAUGGAAAAUCCCAAAGAAAUUACGAGAGAUCCCUUACCUAAAGAAAUUCAAAUUUAAAAAACAAGAUAGAGCAUUCUUGCCAGAGGCUGCUUCUACAAAUUCUGUACCUCCUUCAGCAGGUUCUGAUCCUAUUACAGGGAAUUCGGCUGCACCAGCAGAUAAACCAUUAAACAACAUGAAUAUGGUAGUCCUUGGGAAAUUGUCGAAGACCAAGGAUGAAAUUAAAUCUGCCAUUGAAGAACUUGGGGGAAAGGUGACAGCGACUGUGAAUAAAGCUGACUUGUGCAUCAGCUCUCAAAAGGAAGUUGACAAAAUGAGCAAAAAAAUGGAAGAAGUAAAGAAAGCCCACUUAUGUGUUGUGUCGGAGGACUUCCUCCAGGAUAUAAAAAGCUCCAGCAAGGGUUUUCAGGAGCUUCGAUCACUGCAUGCGGUGUCUCCCUGGGGUGCAGAAGUAAAGCAGGAACUCAAAGAAGUGUCUGUAAGUGGAAAAUCCAGUGGACACCCAAACAUGAAAAAUUCUGGGAAGAACAAGGAAGAGCAAGCUGUGGAUAUAAAAUGUUCAGAUUUUCUGAAAAUUCUAGAUGAAGAAGCAGUCAAGAAACUGACAGUGAGUGCAGGAACCAAGUCAAAGCUUCCUAAGGCUGUCCAAGAUCUUAUUAAGAUGAUUUUCGAUGUAGAAAGUAUGAAGAAAGCCAUGGUGGAGUUUGAGAUUGAUCUCCAGAAGAUGCCUUUGGGGAAGUUAAGUGAGAGGCAGAUCCAGAGCGCAUAUUCCAUUCUGAAUGAAGUUCAGCAGGCAGUUUCUGAUGGUGGCACCGAUUCACAGAUAUUAGAUCUCUCCAAUCGCUUCUACACACUCAUUCCCCAUGACUUUGGAAUGAAGAAGCCUCCACUUCUAAACAACCUUGACUACAUUAAGACUAAAGUGGAAAUGCUGGAUAAUCUGCUUGACAUAGAGGUCGCUUAUAGCCUUCUAAGAAGUGGCGGUCAGGAUGGGGAUAAAGAUCCAAUAGAUGUGAACUACGAGAAGCUCAAAACCAGUAUCCAGAUAGUAGAUAAAGAUUCAGAAGAAGCCAAGAUUAUAAAACAAUAUGUUAAGAACACCCAUGCAAGUACCCACAAUGCAUAUGGUUUGAAAGUUGUGGAGAUUUUCAAAAUUGAACGUGAAGGAGAAUAUCAACGUUAUGAACCAUUCCGGGACUUACACAAUCGCCAGUUGCUCUGGCAUGGUUCUCGCACUACCAAUUUUGCUGGUAUCUUAUCACAGGGUCUCCGAAUAGCUCCACCUGAAGCCCCAGUGACUGGCUAUAUGUUUGGCAAAGGUAUCUACUUCGCAGAUAUGGUGUCCAAAAGUGCCAACUAUUGUCACACCUCUCAAGUGGAUCCUGUUGGCCUACUCUUGCUGGGAGAAGUUGCUCUUGGAAACAUGUUUGAAUUGAAAAAUGCUUCCCAUAUAACCAAGCUGCCAAAGGGCAAACACAGUGUCAAAGGUUUGGGCAAAACAGCCCCAGAUCCCACAGCCACUGCUUCUCUUGAUGGUGCAGAUGUCCCUUUGGGAAAAGGAAUUCCAUCUGGAAUUAGCAAUACUUGUCUUAUGUAUAAUGAAUACAUUGUCUACGAUAUUGCUCAGGUGAAACUGAAGUAUCUGCUGAAAUUAAAGUUCAACUAUAAAACAACACUCUGGUGAAGAUCAGCUUCUUGGAAUUACUAAUACAAAUGUUUUUGAGCCCCUCCUUUAUUUUAUUUUUUUGAUAAAUAUGCAAGAUUAGAUGAAAAAUGCUAUGAGCAAUUUUGUAUUUGUGCUUCCCUCCCUCCCCCCUUUUCUUCUCCUUCCCCCUCUUGGCUUAUUCUAGUUUGAACAUAUUGUACAUCUUUAACUAACAACAACCCCCACUCCCCAAAAAGGGAGGGGAAGUCAAUAACCCUUGAAUUAAACCUUUAGUAAAAAGACAGGGAAGAUAAAUUUAGAAUUGUUUACAUACUUUUUUCUUGUUUUUCAAAUCUUCCUUAAUUUGUAUUCUGAAUAAAUGUUAAUGUGUUUAUUUUGAAGUAAAAAUAAAAGCUACUUUCUUACUAAA
Molecule: messenger RNA, 3309 nt
Organism: Thamnophis sirtalis
Lineage: Eukaryota; Metazoa; Chordata; Lepidosauria; Squamata; Natricidae
Source: RefSeq, a predicted model, not a curated record